Molecule: messenger RNA, 1537 nt
Organism: Solenopsis invicta (red fire ant)
Lineage: Eukaryota; Metazoa; Arthropoda; Insecta; Hymenoptera; Formicidae
Product: synaptobrevin homolog 2
Exons: 6
Coding region: 144-629 (161 amino acids)
Biological process (GO): Golgi ribbon formation; vesicle-mediated transport
Cellular component (GO): membrane
Source: RefSeq, a predicted model, not a curated record
AGUCGGUAUGAUAGAAUAGCUUCUAUCAAAAUGGCCGAGUAUUCGUGGAAGGCUAAAUUCUAAUCACCAAGAAAAAUCUUUUGAGUGUGCUAACUAAUCAUUUAAGGCUUGCGAAUAACAGGCAGGCCUAUUUUUCCGAGGAUAUGUUGUCGUCUGGUAAACGUAGUUUAUCCAAAGAAGACAUCAAAGCCGCAGAUAAAGAUGAGAAAGAGUCAUUAUUGGAGCAUGACAGCGAUCUCGACGAGGAGAUGCUGUUCACUCGGCCCAGUACGUCAAGUGGAAAUGAGAAUGUUGACAAUAAGAUGGAUAGCGUCAAGCUGCAGAUUCAAGAAGUGGCAGACGUGAUGCGAGAUAAUGUCCAAAAAGUAAUGGAUCGUGGCGAGAGGCUAGAGGAUUUACAGGAGGCGAGCGAUCGUCUGAGCAUGGCUGGAAAUGAAUUUAGAGAAGCUGCGAAGAGAGCGCAACGGAGAGCAUGGCUGCAGAAUGUGAAAUCUAGAAUCAUUAUUAUCAGCAUUACUGUGACGAUCGUGCUUUUUAUAGUUGCGCGUGUCGUUUUCAGUUUUGGACAUCAUGGUACUUUACCUGGUUCUCAGAUAGCAAGUAUGAUGUUCCGAGCCUCGAUCAUUUGAAUUAAGUAUCCAUCGUUGUGAAAUACACCUGACUGAGGAACCACCAAUAUCUGUGCUGUACAUGUUGUACAUUAUCUUCCUACGAACUAAUUAUAAGUAUUGUAAUUGUAUAAAUUUUUCUGUACAAAUACAUUUCUUCUAUGUUAUUUUUUUGUAAACACGUGCCGUUGUUUUGUACAUUGAAUUAUUAUAAAAGUCACAUUACCAUCUAUGUUAAUUUUAUAUGAACAAAUAGUUGAAAUUAAGAUGAUGCGAUGAUGCGUUGUUUACAGUUUUAUAUCUCACGUUAGUUUCAAUUGAAUUAUGUUUAUAUUUCUGCAUUCGUGUUGAAUAAUAAAAUUACUUUUGUAUCUUUUUUGCUUUUUUUUGUUUAACGCACCGAAGUUUUUUUGGGCAAAAAUUCUCAAUGUGUAAUGCGAUUUUGCUUACAAAGGGAACUAACAGUGCAUCACCGAUUUUAAUAAAAUUUUAUGGAUUAGUAUAGUAUUCACUUACGCAUUUACGAAAGUAAAGCUGUAAGUUGUGAAAAUUAGUUACUCUCGAGAAAGUAAUGAUUAAAUAUUUCCAGCAUCUAUAGUACUGUUACAGCUUUUAGCUUUUUAUAUGAUCUAGAUUAAAAAAAAAAAAAAAAUGAAACCAUUUUACUCGGAGACAGUUGUAGGACGAUUUUCCUAACGUCGGAUGUUACACCGCUGAGUCGACAUUUUAAAUUGUCUCGACAUUUUAAAAAGUUCUUUUUUAAGCCAAUGAAAUUAUUUUAAACUUCUUAUUAUUAAUUAUUUUAAUCCAAGUAAAAUACAUUUUAUAAAAUGUUCAUCUAACGUUUUGUAACACUUAUUAGUGUGUAAGAUUUACGAAUAAUCAUUAAUUUAUAAGUUUUUUAUUCAAUUAAAAAUUGCUUUUAAUAA